Messenger RNA from Sphenostylis stenocarpa, 1077 nucleotides. Lineage: Eukaryota; Viridiplantae; Streptophyta; Magnoliopsida; Fabales; Fabaceae. The record is from the annotation of a GenBank genome assembly.
AUGCAUGAAUGUAAUGAUAUUUUAUCCACUCAGGAUGUGUAUUGUAAAUGGCGGAGGGAAAGCUUAGAGGCGUGCUUAUAUGAGUUGCAAAAGAUGGAGAUAGAUGAGAAGCGUACGAGGUUGCCAUUAGAUUGGUCUGUUGAUAAGAUAUUGGUAAGAACAUUUAAGGCUUCUCUUAGGAUACUAUUUCCUAGUGAGCGACGACUCUGUGAUCGCGUCUUCUCUGGGUUCUCUGAUGUUGCUGAUUUCUGUUUCAGUGAGAUUUGUCGGGGAGAAGUGGUUAAAAUGCUGAAUUUUGCUGUUGAGUAUGCUAGCAAGGACCCUUGCGAUGUGGGCUUGUCCAACAUCGUUUUCAUGUUUGAGACAUCGUGUGAUCUGAUUCCUGAAUUGCAUUCAUUGUUUCCAGAGUCCGUGGUAAAGGAAGCAGUGACAGUCCGCGACAAAUUAGAAAAAACAUGCAGAGACAUUUUCAUGAAAAUGGAAGAUAAGAUUUUCUGCAACCCAUUUGUGCAGGUAAUAGUUCGGCCAGAUGCCACGCAUAAUCCAAUGACAUGUUGUGUCAUGGACUACUUGGAGUUGAUUGUGGAACAAUUCAGGAAGUUUGCUGGUAGAACAGGAAUAUCUUAUUCUGUUUCUGAUCUGAUUAAUCCAAUAAUGAAGCGAUUGGAGAGAGAACUGGCGGCAAGGUCCAAAAACUACAAGUACCCUGCCUUACGCCACCUUUUCAUUAUGAAUAAUUGGAGGUACAUAGAGGGAAGGGCAGCGAAAUUGGGACUGCAAGAUCUUGAUUUUUUCCAAAAUAGUGGGCCAAUAGUUCGACAAAAUCUCGUACUCUUUCAAAGAAACUCUUGGAAUAUGGUGUUAGAUUUAUUGAAGCUAGAGGAUGAUGAGUUAGUGGAUGCAGAAUCUAUCAAAGACAAGUUGAUAAAUGAGCACAUUGAGUUUAUAUGUAGUAAUCAAUCUACAUGGCUCGCCUCUGCAGAUCUCUUGAAUGAGCAAAAGUUAAUAAUACCAGUUGUUGAGCACGGUAAAAUUAACGAGGGUAACGAGUUUUUUUUUUUCACAAUUUGGAAAUAA